AAUUUUUUCAAUUAAUUAGGAAAUAUGUUUCAUUGGGUUACUAAUGAAUUUACUUUGAUAAUAAUACAAGAAUUCGUUUUAUAGCGCUAGUACUAUGAAAAAAUCCUAACAAUAGAAGUUUUUCAUUUAUUUUUAUUUGUUUAUUAAGAAAAUGCUUUAAUUUACAAUAAAAUAUUAUGUAGUGGAAGUAUAAUUUAGGGUUAUUACAAGAUAUUCAAUUUUUAUAAGUGAAAUUAAGAUGUCAGAUAUAUUUAAAUCAGCCUUAGACUACUUUAGUAGUAGUUUCUCAAUUGAUGAUAAUGAUUAUGUUGGCUCUAAUGUUGAACUUGGUAGUGUUAAACUUAAGAUUAAAAGACUUGUAGCAGAAGGAGGAUCAGGCAUGGUCUUUAUUGCACAAGCUCAAGAUACUAGUAAAGAUUAUGCAUUAAAGAAAUUAUUAGCUGGAGAUGAUGUUGCUGAUAAAGCUAUUUUAAAUGAAAUUAAUGUACUUAAAAAAUUAUCUGGACACCCAAACAUAAUUCAUUUUAUAUCUGCUGCGUUUACUAGCAAAGUUGAUUCUCUAAAAGGAUCUAAUGAAUAUCUUAUAUUGACAGAAUUUUGUUCUGGUGGUAAUAUAGCAGAGUUACUAUCUUCUAGAAAGAAACCCCUAAAUUCAAGUGUUGUUACAUCAGUUUUCUAUCAAAUGUGUUCAGCAACUCGACAUAUGCACUGCCAAAGUCCACCAAUUAUUCAUAGAGAUUUGAAGAUUGAAAAUUUUUUAAUCAGUGAUGAUGGUAAAAUUAAGUUGUGUGAUUUUGGAAGUUGUACGACAAAAGUUUACAAGCCAGAUGAAAGUUGGACUGCACAACAAAGAGCUCUCUUAGAAGAUAAACUUAAUUUAUGUACAACGCCUAUGUAUAGAGCCCCAGAAAUGAUAGAUACCUGGUCAAAUUUUGAAAUUGGUUCUGCUGUCGAUGUUUGGGCUCUAGGAUGUGUGUGUUAUGCUCUGUGUUUUAAUAAACAUCCUUUUGAAGAUUCUAAUAAACUAGCAAUCAUAAAUGGAAGAUUUGUAAUUCCCACAAUGGAAAAUAUUUACCAGGAAUUUCUUUCAAUUAUAAAGGGUUGUCUGCAACCAGAUCCUUCAUUAAGAAUGUCAGUUUUUGAAACUUAUCAACUUGUUGAGCGCAUAUUAGAAGCAUAUAAAAUAAAUAUAGAACCACUAGAUGUCAUAAAACUAAAAUCAGAAGGAAAACCUGUAGAAUCUAUUGUAGGCAUUGAUACAAAUAUUUCACAACAACAACAGCUCCCACAACUGGCUACUAUUAAGCAAUUCCCUUCAUCCAUUCAAACAUCUAGCCUAUUUUCUCAAAUUCGUGGUGGAGCUGGUAGUUUUUUAAAAAAUUUAAAAGAUACUUCUAGUAAAGUAAUACAAACCGUUCAAUCGUCUGUUAAUGUAAAAGGUAAUUUAGAAAUGAUUUACAUAACUUCGAAAUUGGCUGUGUUAACUAUUCCUCAAGAUACUAAUGCAGAAAUAUUGGCAUUAUAUCUUGAUAAUCGACAUUGUCGUCUUUAUAAUUUGUCAAGACAAUCUUAUCCUCGCAAUAUAGGUCAAACUAUAGUAAUUGAAAUUCAUCCAAAAACAAAUACAUGUCCAACAUUAAAUGAAAUUUAUGGAGUGUGUGAUGAUAUGUACAACUACUUAAAAAAAAGUUCUACUAACCUUUGCAUUAUUGCCCAAUCGACUGAGAACAGCAAUACUUGCACAUUGAUUACUUGUGCUUUUUUGUUGUAUAUGAAUGUAGCUGACAAUGUAGAAAAUGCUUGUACAAUAUAUGCUGUUAAGAAAUCAGCACCAGUUCUUCAACCAUCAGAAUAUAGGUAUUUAAACUACAUUGCAUCUGAACAAACUCAUAAUAUAGAUUCAAUUAAUAUUAGACGAUUAUUAAUUGAGCCAGUUCCUCUCUUUAAUAAAAAUCGUGAUGGAUGCCGUCCAUUUAUUGAAAUUUAUGAAGGUUAUAAUAAAGUAUUAUCUACUGAACAGGAGUAUGAAAAAAUGUGUUCAUAUGAUAUUACUCAAGGAAAAAUAAAUCUCACUCUUAAAUAUUUGCCUGCUGGGAUUAGAAAUGAUAUUACUCUCAUUGCAUAUCAUUCUAGACAAGUUCUUGGUCGUACGGUACCUAUAAAAAUGUUUCAAAUUCAGUUUCAUUCUGAUUUUCUUAUAUUUCCUGAUGGUGAUGAUGUUGUUGUUGAUUUUAACAAGAGUGAAUUAGAUUUUAUAUCUAGUUCUGACCAUUAUCAAAGUAAUAUGUUUCAUGUGAAAAUUGAAAUAGAGCAACAUAAAAAUGGAAUCUCAACACAGUACAAAAUGCGUGAUAAUAAUAGAAAAAUUAAUGUAUUAUUUUCAACCGAAAAUGAGAAAGCACAGUUUCUAGAAUUAUUCCCACAUAGUAAUGAACUCUCUAAACAAAUAGCUAAUCAUGUUUUAUCAUCACAAGAAACAAAUACUACCACUUCCAGGGUUCCCCCUUCUAAAUCAAGCAAAUCACCUGUAGUUGAUAAAAAAGAAAUCAAGCCUGCUGAAGGUCUAUUAUUAAAUUUAUCAUCCAUGUCAAUUGAAGAUGAGCCAGUAAAAGAAAAGCAAAAAAACAUUUUUGAUCUCUUGGAAUCUGGUAAUGAUAAGACUGAUAUUUCUAAAGAUUUAUUUGAAGGAUUCUCAGAAGCUACUUCUAAAAAUGAUAUAUUUGACCCAUUUGUUUCAAAAAUUAAAUCAAAAGAAGAGGAUUUAUUAAAUUUGAAUGAACAAAAUAUUGAAAAACCUGCUAAUCUCUGGAGUAAUAGAUCUGUACCUUUAGAUAUUAGUAAUACCAACUCUGUUAAUGGUAACCAAAUGUCAAAUGGUAGUUUUACUUCUUCAAAAUCCAAUGUUGGUGAUUUUGACUUUUUAAAAACUGAUGAUUGGAUGAAUUUUACCAGUUAUUCACAAACUAACAGUCCCACAAAAACAUUUAAAACUCCCACUGAACCAAAUUAUAGUAUUAAUUUAGAAGAAGAUACGAAGAAUCCACCAAAACCAACAUUUGGAAAUGGUGAUAUUUUUGGUGAUUUAUUAGGAAGCCAAGGCUAUAAAUUCAAUACAAAAACUAAUUGUGGCCCAAAAACAAUAAAUGAAUUACGGCGUGAAGACUUGGUCAAAGAAAUUGAUCCUGAAAAGUUAAAGAUAAUAGAGUGGACCGAAGGAAAAAAAGGGAAUAUUAGAGCAUUGCUUGGAACAUUGCACACAGUUAUAUGGGAAGGUUCAGGAUGGAAUUGUAAUCUUAGUAAUUUAGUUAGUUAUGCAGAUGUUAAAAAAGCAUAUCGAAAAGCUUGUCUAGCUGUUCAUCCAGAUAAGCAAACAGGAACAAGUAAUGAAAACAUCGCAAAAUUAAUAUUUGUUGAAUUGAACAAUGCUUGGUCUGAAUUUGAUACCAAAUCUAGCUAGUUAAUACAUGUUUCAAGGUGUUAAAGAUUUAUAUUAAAUGUUUUGUAAUGGUACAGAAAUAUACUAAUAAAAUUAUAGGUACUUUA
This is a messenger RNA of Daktulosphaira vitifoliae (grape phylloxera), 3543 nucleotides long. It is a transcript of the gene aux, whose product is annotated as cyclin-G-associated kinase. Gene Ontology annotation, molecular function: protein serine/threonine kinase activity; ATP binding; AP-2 adaptor complex binding. The transcript has 22 exons. Bases 239 to 3457 code for a protein of 1072 amino acids. Gene Ontology annotation, cellular component: cytoplasm. Gene Ontology annotation, biological process: protein phosphorylation; regulation of clathrin-dependent endocytosis; positive regulation of Notch signaling pathway. The record is from RefSeq and is a predicted model, not a curated record. NCBI's taxonomy places the organism in Eukaryota, Metazoa, Arthropoda, Insecta, Hemiptera, Phylloxeridae.